This is a messenger RNA of Blastocystis hominis, 600 nucleotides long. RefSeq lists its product as hypothetical. The transcript has a single exon. NCBI's taxonomy places the organism in Eukaryota, Bigyra, Opalinata, Blastocystidae. Gene Ontology annotation, molecular function: acyltransferase activity, transferring groups other than amino-acyl groups. The record is from RefSeq and is a predicted model, not a curated record. The coding region runs from base 1 to 600 and encodes 199 amino acids.
AUGUGUAUUACUCACAAAGGAGCUGUUGUCUUGGAAACAGAGCGACUCCUUCUUCGACCCUUCAAGAAGGAAGACGCUGAAUACGUGUUCAAGUAUGCAUCUGAUGACGAAACUACCCGCUUUAUGCGGUUUCAAACUCACAAAUCCAUAAAAGAUAGCGAGGACAUCGUAAACAUAUGGGUGAACGGAAAUUCGGAUCCUCAUUGCUACAAUUGGUGCAUCGUCUGCAAGGAAUGCGGCGAAUGUGUCGGAUCGAUUGCGAUCAAUGAGAUCGUAGAAUACCACAAUCAAGGAUCGAUCGGGUACAUCUUGCGGAAAGACCAUUGGAACAAGGGGCUUAUGAGUGAAGCCUGCAAGAGAUUGAUUCGAUUCUGUUUCGAAGAGCUGAACUUCCAGCGUGUCGAAUCCAUCCAUAGUCAAGAAAACCCUGCUUCGGGGCGUGUGAUGGUGAAAUCCGGAAUGCAAUUCGAGGGAACCAAGAAAGAGUAUUUCCCAACCGAUCACGGCUAUGUUGACUGCAACAUGUACGCAAUCACUCGUUCUCGAUUCGAAACGCUUUUCUCUCAUUCCUCUGUUUGUAAACAAACACUCCAUUCCUGA